This is a messenger RNA of Meloidogyne enterolobii, 1146 nucleotides long. Lineage: Eukaryota; Metazoa; Nematoda; Chromadorea; Rhabditida; Meloidogynidae. The record is from the annotation of a GenBank genome assembly.
AUGUUGUUUUUAUUAAUUCUGAUUUUUGGAAAUACCUUACAAAAUGGAGAAAGUGAGGAAGACAAAUUGUUGCUUGUCCACACGAUCUGGAGACAUGGAGAUAGAGCUCCAAUAACAACAUACCCAACUGAUCCCAACGGGGAAAGUCGUUGGCCGUUUGGGUUUGGGGAACUUACAGAAUUGGGAAUGCGUCAACAAUAUUCUCUCGGCCAUUUACUUCGAAAACGAUAUAUUCUAGACAAUAAAUUCAUCAGUGAGCGUUAUUCCCCUAAAGAGAUCUAUAUAAGAAGUACAGACGUGAAUAGAACUUUGGCUAGUGCCCAAGCAAAUCUUGCUGGAAUGUUUCCGGUGGGAGUGCCAGGAAUUGACAUUCCCGAUUUGCCAAAGAAAUGGCCAUCGCGUUGGACACCCAUUCCGAUACAUACAGUGCCUAUUUAUACAGAUAACAUUGGGAACUUGGACGCCUUUUGUCCCCGUGCAGAACAACUCUUUACCAAGAUCAGAACAAGUCCAGCUUAUUUAAAUGUAAAAAAAGAAAAUGAAAAAUUCUUUGAAUAUAUUAAUGAAAAAACAAAAAUGAAUUUUACACUUGAAAGUAUUGGUUUACUUGAUGAUGUUAUUUAUAUUGAAAAUUUGUAUAACAUGACUCAACCGGAAUGGCUUACAAAAGAAAUUCAGCAACACAUUUACAAUUUGACUUUUAUAGCUUUUGAUUUCUAUUUUGGAAUAGAACAACAAAUUUAUUCUCCGGAAAUGAUUCGACUAAGAGGAGGAAAUUUGCUAGGAGAUGUCGUAAAAAGAAUAAAAUUAAAAUUGGAAUGUUUAAAUAAAAAUGAUAGUAAAUGUAGUUGGAUAUCUAAUUUAAAAUAUUUUGCAUAUUCUGCGCAUGACACAACGGUUGCUGGAUUUUUGUGUACUUUAGGGGAUGAAGAAAGUGUUGCUGGAACGGGUCGAAUUCUCUACCACCCAGCAUUUCAUAAAAAAUAUUACCCAAUAACUGGGUUGACUAAAGGGUGCCCAAAAGGGAGGGAUUUGUGCCCAGCAAAUAUAUUUACUGAAAGAAGUGUUAAAUUCAUUCCGAUUAAUAUUAAUAAAGAAUGCAAAAAGCGUGAAGAAAAUUUUGAAAAAAUUGUUAAAAAUAUUUAA